CCGUUUACUUUUUCUUGCACUUUAGGUGCUACAAUAAGUCAAGCAAAUACAAAUGCAGAGCCUGCGUGCCCCCGCCCCUUUCCGGGCUGUGAAGCCUGCUUCGCGGUCCGCGUUCGCGCCCGUGCGUAUGCCGGUGGCCACCGCUCGCCAGGUGGCUGUCUUUGCGAAGGUCAACCAGUGGCCUGACCCGGAGUUCAUUAAGGAGACCCUGGAGGCCUUCCCUGACAAGGGCAUUGCUACUGUGGAGGAGGCUCGGUGCCUUUUCUCCAACGGUGGUUAUACCUGGCUGGACGUGCGCUCGGAGCUGGAGAACGAGGAGGUCGGCAAGGUGAAGGGCAGCGUGAACGUGCCCUUCGUGCACCUGAAGCGUGUCUACAACCCGGAGACUCAGGAGCGCGACAUGAAGAAGACCCCCAACCCCGACUUCGUUAAGCAGGUCGAGAAGCGCUUCCCCAAGAAGGACACCAAGCUCAUGGUGGGCUGCUCCAACGGCAAGGCCUACUCCAUCGACGCGCUGGAGGCGCUGGAGGAUGCGGGCUACGAGAACCUGUGCUUCGUGCGCGGCGGCUACAACGCCUGGUUCCGCAUCUUCGACAACAAGUUCGCCCGCCGCAACUACGGCGAGUACCAGGAGCGCUACGACGGCUACGACCAGCUGUCCAUGGGCGACAGCUGCGGCAUCCACGCCUCGGGCGCCGGCUUCGACAAGGUGGACAAGGCCGACCGCUGGUCGCUGCCCGUCUACUAAGCGGCGACUGCUAAGCGGCGACUGCUCAGCGGCGAUUCCUAAGCGGCGGCUCUGCUUAUGGCGUAGAGGUCUGAGUUUGGGGGCCGGCAAGGGUGGACGGGCAUGGGGAGGCGGCUUGUUGUGGCGCUGGCUUCCUUCGCGGGAGCUGGCGGGAGCUGCGGGUUCGGCGGCGGCGCUGGUCCUGGCAGAGCGUGGACUGCUGGCGCGAGCGGCAGCGGCACGGUGUGCAGUCGCUGCACGCGCGGGUGCGGGCUGCACCGGCCGUGAUGGUGCAGCCGAUGCGGCAGGAGCAAGGAGGGCAAGGCGCUGGCGGCUUGGGUGGCUGGCGGGAUGGGGCGCUUCAGACCUGUGACGUGCGCGGAGCCUACGGGCAGCUGCUCGUGCUGGGGAUGAAGCGAAGGGAUGGGGCAUCGUGUGCGUGCGUGUGCAGGAGUGGUUCUGACAAUCGAAGUGCGCUGCCAGAAAUGGCACUCGGAAGCGUGUGCCUAUGCAUGCGUGUGAGCUCCGUCGCUGUGGCAUGUGAUGUGUAAGGGCUUGUUGGAGGAUGAUGGAGGAGCAUGUGGGUCGUAUGCCUUUGUGGGACUCGGGAACUGAGGUGUUGGAGCAGGCUUGGGAGAGAGGGUGAGCGUGGGGAAGCCCACUGCAAGACAAUUUUGGUGCGAGGAUGAGUGUCAAGAGCAGACCGAGCGUUUGUAAUGCUUGCAAAGC
Molecule: messenger RNA, 1456 nt
Organism: Chlamydomonas reinhardtii
Lineage: Eukaryota; Viridiplantae; Chlorophyta; Chlorophyceae; Chlamydomonadales; Chlamydomonadaceae
Exons: 4
Coding region: 53-748 (231 amino acids)
Molecular function (GO): catalytic activity
Source: RefSeq, a predicted model, not a curated record